Messenger RNA from Penaeus chinensis, 2220 nucleotides. RefSeq lists its product as uncharacterized. The coding region runs from base 183 to 2120 and encodes 645 amino acids. The record is from RefSeq and is a predicted model, not a curated record. The transcript has 4 exons. Lineage: Eukaryota; Metazoa; Arthropoda; Malacostraca; Decapoda; Penaeidae.
GGUUCUUACUUUCUAUUAAACUAUUCAAAUCUUUUAUUCCCAACAGAGGUUCAUCCGGUCAACUGUUUCAUACCGAAUCUUUAGCCUAUCAGGAUACACGCGCCAGGGUGAAUGCCGUAGACCAGUGUUGUCCAAACUGGGGUCCGCGUACCCCCAGGGGUACGCAGCAUAGAUCAAAGGGGAUGCUAAGUGACGGAGCCGCUCCCAUUUGUCCGCUGCGUCCUGAAGACUUCUGCUUCUCUCGUCCCUCAGAAACGAAAAAACUUCGAGACAGGAAAAAAGUUGAUGUUCGCGAGAACUUCAGAUCUCGUUCGGCUGCUGAACACACAAACCUCGAUAACGAAGACAAAACCCAAAGCUUCCGUGUGUUCGAAGGCAGUGGCCAUGGCAAUAGUGGCAGUGACGAUGACGAAGAAAAUUACUUUACUAUGGGACGGCAGGAAAGAGACGGGAAUAGUUUUAACAAAGCUCAUGACCUGGACACAUGCAGAAUUCCGGACGAGGACGACCCGGGGAAAAUGGUGUGCAAUUUUACCAAUAUUCCGCAGAUUCCCAGUCGCCUGCCUCAAAGUCUGUACAGCCGAGUGACCCUUACUGAACUUCACGUAUAUGGAUCAAGGAAACUUCACUUCCGAACUUUGUGCUUAGAUGAGCUUCAUUUCAUUAAUUGCCGAGACGUAGAUGCGAUCGACUACCGUUCUGCUGGGACGUGCGGGAUCCCGUUGGACUCCCUGCAGCUUUCGAAUUCUCGAGUCGGCACCAUCCUGGGGAACUUCAACAAUGUUAGAGUCAACAACAGUGUAGUUGGCAACCUCGAAAUGUCUAUGGCUUCGAAAUCCAAUUACAUCUUUGUUAAUGCUUCGGACAUACGUACCUUGCAGGGGAUUACGACUGCCCUUUUAAAUUAUUUCUGGAUAUCAAAUACGCGGGUUAGAACAACUCUCCGAGGGGGGCUGACCGUAAACAAUUCCUAUUUCCGUGCCCGCCCCAGCCACAUCGAAGCAGCCAACUUCGAGUCGAUCGAACCCGGCGGCAUUCAGGUUCGAUCUGGAAGACUCUUGAUGCAAAAUUCCACCAUAGGUCACCUGAGAGAAGGAGGGGUCGAGAUCCUGGGGCCGUCAGAGGUCAGGAUGGUACACGUUAAGAUCAAGAACUCCUCCUUCGAGGGAAUCAGCCUUAGGGGCCUGAGGGCGGUGCUGUACAUGCAGAACCUCGAACUCAACGGCGUCGCUCUGACCGCGCGGUUCGUCAGCAAGUCCUCGGAACCCUUCGUUUUCUAUCCGAUGCGGCUCUUUCUUCACCAGGCGAGUCUCUUCGACGCAGCAGUUACCAAGGUGCUUUGCGCGCUUGCAUUUACUUCCGGCGUCCUUGCAGGAGCGCUGGUGACUUAUUGCUGUUGCUUGAGGAAAAAAGAGAUCACCAAAAUACAUAUCACCGAACCUCCUCAGAACAGAUCUCAAAGUGUAGAAGAUACAGCUGGAGGAGGAGGGGGGAGAGGAAGGGGCGCAGAGACAAGUGACACCGCAGCAUUUCGCAGCCCCCAAGUACUCCGGGCUGAGGUCGAACAGGAACCGAUAUAUGGGAACAGCACACAGCCGCUCUGCCAGGCCAGGAAUAGAGAGCCAUUUGCCAUAGAUAUAAAUAAAGAACCACUCUAUCAAGACACAUAUAACGAAGCCCUCUACCAAGAUACAAGCAGAGAACCAUUCUACCAGGACACAGGCAUAGAACCACUCUACCAGGAUAUAAGCACAGAACUAGGCAACCAGAGCAAAACUAAAAAACCAUUGUACCAGGACACAGGUAGAACACCUAUCUACCAGGACACAGGCAGAACACCAGUCUACCGAGACGCACCUACACCACCAAUCUACCAAGACACAGUUACAACUCCAAUCUACCGGAACGCAGGUGGGGUUGUGAAAACAUACCCUCAGACUUUAAGCGAACAGGACGAAUCAGCUAAUGAAGAACCCAUCUAUGGUAACGUUGAGCAGGAGCCGAUCUAUGGAAAUAUAGGAACAGCUACCCAUUCAGGACCUUUGGCUUGUGAAGAUGAGUACGACGAGGCGAUAUAUGCGAAUUUCACCGCGGACGAAGAAAUUUACGCAAAUGUUUAAAAGACUGGCCUUUUUAUCGGAACUGCAUAUGUUAUAAUUAUGUAUAAUUUAACUUGUAUUAUAAGUUGUAAAUAUGUGUAAAAUAAAUCAUAAGAAGAAA